AUGCAUCUUCUCACACCCCUUGCUCUCGCCCUCCCCCUCACUCUCCCCGUUCUCGGCGCCGCGCUCCCGCACACGACCGAGCUCGCCCCCCUCCCCCUGGUGAUCUGGCACGGGCUCGGCGAUGACUUCCAGCGCGAAGGCAUGAAGUCGAUCGCGGCGCUAGCCGAGCAGACCAACCCAGGCACCUACGUGCACCUGAUCCACCUAGCGGACAGCAGCAGCGGCGACCGGCAAGCCAGCUUCCUGGGCAACGUGACGGAGCAGAUCGCGACCGUGUGCGCGCAGCUGGCGGCGGACCCGAUCCUGCGGACGGCGCCGGCGGUCAACGCGCUGGGGUUCUCGCAGGGCGGGCAGUUUCUGCGCGGGUACGUCGAGCGGUGCAGCGGCGGCGGCGGCGGGCCGCCGCUCGUGCGCAACCUGGUCACGUUCGGCAGCCAGCACAACGGUAUCGCGGAGUUCCAGGCGUGCGGGUGGGGGGAUCUGGUGUGUCGCGGGGCCGAGGCGCUGCUGCGGGCCGGGCGGUGGUCGGCGUUCGUGCAGGCGCGCCUGGUGCCCGCGCAGUACUUCCGCGACCCGGCGGAGCUGGACGCGUACCUGGAGCACAGCAACUUCCUGGCCGACAUCAACAAUGAGCGCGCCGUGAAGAACGCCACGUACCGCGAGAACCUGGCGCGGCUGCACCGCUUCGCCAUGUACAUGUUCGAGGAUGAUGCGGUCGUGCAUCCCAAGGAGAGUGCGUGGUUCGCCGAGGUGGAUUCUGCGUCCGGUGCGGUCGUGCCGCUGCGCGAGCGUGAUAUCUACACGCAGGACUGGCUGGGGCUCAAGGCGCUGGAUGAGCAGGGCAAGCUCGACUUCCGUACCGUGCCUGGGAAUCAUAUGCAGCUGUCCGAGGAGACCCUCAUCGCCGUGUUCAAGGAGUAUUUCGGCCCUGUCGAGGUGGAGUGGCGCGAGCCUGAGAGGGACCAGGCUGUGCUGGUGGACCAGAGUGUUUAUUGA
Molecule: messenger RNA, 996 nt
Organism: Aspergillus terreus NIH2624
Lineage: Eukaryota; Fungi; Ascomycota; Eurotiomycetes; Eurotiales; Aspergillaceae
Product: palmitoyl-protein thioesterase family protein
Exons: 1
Coding region: 1-996 (331 amino acids)
Cellular component (GO): lysosome
Molecular function (GO): palmitoyl hydrolase activity; thiolester hydrolase activity
Source: RefSeq, a predicted model, not a curated record